This is a messenger RNA of Ostertagia ostertagi, 975 nucleotides long. The record is from the annotation of a GenBank genome assembly. Lineage: Eukaryota; Metazoa; Nematoda; Chromadorea; Rhabditida; Trichostrongylidae.
AUGCGCCGUCAUUUCCUGCUUUCUGCCGCAGCCACACUGCUGACUACAACGCUGCCCCGCUUCGCCGUGGCGCAGGCCUACCCCACCAAGCCCAUCAAAAUCAUCGUGCCUGCAACACCCGGUGGCACGGGGGAUAUUUUUGCGCGGGCCAUCGCCAUCAAACUUCAGGAGUCGCUUGGUCAGCCGGUGAUUGUGGAAUACAAACCCGGCGCAGGCACCAACAUCGGUGGUGACUUUGUCGCCAAGGCUGCACCUGACGGUUACACCAUACUGAUGAACGGCUUGCCUCUUGCCGCGAACCCUGCCCUGUACGCGAGCAUGCCAUUUAGCCCGUCCAAAGACCUGACACCCGUCAUUGAGGUUGCGGAGCUGGUUAAUGUGGUGACGGUGCACCCCUCCAUUCCCGUGAAGUCUCUGCGUGAACUGGUUGAACUCGCCAAAAAAGACCCUGGCAAACUCAAUUACGGAAGUCCGGGUGCGGGCAGCUCAAGUUACCUUGCUGCUGAAUUGCUGGCCGUGAAAAUCGGCGCGAAGUUCACCCAUGUGGCUUACCAGGGUAACGCGCAGGCCACGACCGAUCACAUCGGCGGCACACUGCAGAUCGGGUUCGUGAAUUUGCCCGUUGCGUUGCAGUUCGUCAAGGCUGGAAAGCUCAAACCGCUGGCCGUGACAUCGUCCAAACGUUCGCCGCUGUUGCCUGAUGUGCCAACUGUUGCCGAAGCACUGGGAAUUCCCGACUAUGAAUUGACUGGCUGGUUUGGCUUGCUGGUGCCAGCCCGCACGCCCAAGGAGAUUGUCGUGCGGCUUCAGGAGGAGACCAGUCGGGCUCUCAAGGAUCCAGCGGUGAUCGAGACUAUCCGGAUUGCCGGCGGUGAUGUCGUGGGGGGCAGCACCGCCCAGUUCGACGCGCACAUUAAACGGGACACCGAACGACUGACGGAAGUUAUCCGCCUGUCCGGGGCCUCCAUCAAGUAA